Molecule: messenger RNA, 1062 nt
Organism: Vitrella brassicaformis
Lineage: Eukaryota; Vitrellaceae
Source: the annotation of a GenBank genome assembly
AAUGUGUUGUUGUUUGCGGUUCGAUUGUGGGUGCUUGUUGGGUUCAUUGUUAUGACAAUGUCUGCCUCAUGAUGGUUGUGGAAGGCGCCGAGACAUCGGCGGGGAUCCCAAGUCGUUGAAGUCGGCGGAUCCAGCAGCAGGGGCGUUGCAGUCGAUGGAUCCAGCAGCAGGGGCGUCGAAGUCGGGAUUCAGCAGCAGGGGCGUCGAAGGCGGCGGAUCCAGCAGCCGGGGCGUUGAGGUCGAUGGAUCCAGCAGCCGGGGCGUCGAAGUCGGCGGGUCCAGCAGCAGGGGCGUUGAAGUCGACGGGUCCAGCAGGGGCGUUGAAGUCGGCGGAUCCAGCAGCAGGGGCGUUGAGGUCGAUGGAUCCAGCAGCAGGGGCGUCGAAGUCGGCGGAUCCAGCAGGAGGGGCGUUGAGGUCGAUGGAUCCAGCAGCAGGGGCGUCGAAGUCGGCGGAUCCAGCAGGAGGGGCGUUGAAGUCGACGGGUCCAGCAGCAGGGGCGUUGAGGGCGACGGAUCCAGCAGCCGGGGCGUUGAACUCGAUGAAUCCAGCCAUGGCGGCGUCGGACACGGCGGUUCCAGCCGCAGGGGCGUUGAAGUUGACCGACUCGCAGGGGGGGCGUCAGAGACGGCGGGUUCAGCAGCAGGGGCUGCGGUGAACAGUCCAGCCGCAGGGGGGGUUGAAAUCGUUGGAUACAGCAGCGAUGGCGUCGAUGCUGGCGGAUCCGGCGGCAAGGACGUCGGGGACGGAGGGUGCAGCGCCAGGGCCACCCAGGGGUGUCGGAGACGUCGGAUCCAGCAGCAGUCUCUCGGCGGCUUUCUGAACCCCGCGACGAGGGAGCUCCGCGUAGCGGGAAGGGCAAGCGGGCGCCCUGAGGCUGGUUGGCGGUUGGCUUCUCCCUGGUGUGGCUCCUUUACGCCACCUCCCGUCGGUCUCGCCUCGCUUCGCUGAGACGCCCCCGGCGUCAUGGGGCGCCUCCCCGGCCUCGGCGGACGAGUGCGGGUGUAAGUGGGUGCGAAGCAUGGGUGGGUGGGUGCGAAAAAUCACGGAGAGCGCUUGUCCUG